Messenger RNA from Mytilus trossulus (common blue mussel), 2049 nucleotides. RefSeq lists its product as uncharacterized. Lineage: Eukaryota; Metazoa; Mollusca; Bivalvia; Mytilida; Mytilidae. The record is from RefSeq and is a predicted model, not a curated record. The transcript has 13 exons. The coding region runs from base 115 to 1923 and encodes 602 amino acids. Gene Ontology annotation, biological process: signal transduction.
CUGACUUAAAGUCAUAUUUAUCAAUAAUUGAGAUCGAUUUGCCUUUGCGUUUAAAUGUGUAUAAAUGGGGUAAAUAUUUAUUUACUACACAUUAUGAAGAUUUAAUAAAUCAAGAUGUUUAGCAUAAAGCCAACAAAAGAUCAAGAUAUCGGAAAAUCAACAGCAGCUGUUAUUCCUACCAUAGACGUUACAGCAGACAGGAAGACGUUAUGUUCAACUUUAGAAACCAUCAACUCUAUUCUACGACAUGGCGAGACUCAUCAGAAACUAGAAUGUGUCGAUAGGAUCAUGAUAGCUGUGUACAUUGAGGACACAAAGCAGUCUAAGAAUUAUGACAAAGCUUUAGUCAAGACGAAAGUAUUCGAAUCAAUACUAGAACUUAUGAAGUUUAACGAUUACAACGACUUACUGUUCAAAGAUGACGAGACACGUGACCUAAACAUAGGUAUAGCCUCAUGUACCAUGAACGUCACAAAUUUUUUAAAAGGCGUUGGAGUAGCGAUAGCAGAAGCUGGUGGUAUUUCAUUGUUAACAGACAUUUGUAGAUUUAAGCCAUUCCUCGACAAAUUAGACAACGAGCAUAUCUAUUCCUUAAUUCUGAGUGUUGUAGCCACAUUACAUAACAUAGCUCGCUUGACUUCAGUACCGCAGUAUUUCAAUGAAAGUAAGACAGCUGAGGCAAUGUUGCCCUUCUUCGAUUCUAAGGACGAACGACUAAAGAUCUACGCCUUCAUAGGAGCAGCUCAGACUUGUAAUGAUAGCGAAAUUCACAUGCUUGUUGAUACUAAAGGAGUUAUUUCUUCUAUACUAAAAUACUUACAAAAAGCCACAGAAAGCUGCAAUUAUUGUUACGGUGGAGCUGAACUAAAAGAACUGAUGGAGGGGAUAGAAAAAUUAGCAAGCGCUGAUCCAAAUAAAAAGAAGAUUUUAGAAGCCGGUGCGUUACCAAUAUUUCAAACCAUCUUAGAUCUUGAUAAGCCGGAAGAACAAGCCUUAACAGCAAGAAUUUUGUGGACAAUGACAUUUGAUGAUGACGUUGCUAAAGAAGUAAAAUCAUCGAAAGCGUUGCUAGACAAAUUAGAAAUUUUGUCGAAGUCAUCAGAUAAAGCCGUAAGAAGUAACAUCAAGGGGCUACUAUAUAAUAUUGAACAAAGAUGUAAAAAGGAAUUUAAAGCAGAAGAUCAUUAUUUUGCCGAACAAAAGCCAACUGGUAAAUUUAAAACGGGAAAACAGCAAGACAAACAUUUAUUUAUUAGCUAUUCAUGGAAGGAAAAGGAAAUUGUUUUAAAACUGAAAGAUCUUUUACAGGAAAAAGGGCUACCAAUAUGGAUUGAUACAGAACAAAUGAGAGGAUCCACUUUACAAGCCAUGGCUGAAGCGGUAGAGAAUGCAUCACUUGUACUUAUUUGUAUGUCAGAGAGUUAUAAACAUAGUCCGAACUGUCGAUUAGAAUCAGAGUACACAUAUAGAUGCGGCAAAGAGUAUAUUCCACUAAUGGUUCAAAAAUAUUAUAAACCCGAUGGCUGGUUAGGGGCUCUGCUAGGAACAAAACUAUUUAUAGACUUUAGUGGAAAAUACCAGUUUGAACCAAAAUGGAAUGAACUAAUCAAAGAACUACAACAACAUAAAAUGUUAGGAAAUGAGGAAACAAACCAGGAAACUGCCAUUGUUGCGACGCCUGUGGAAUCUAAAUCAUCGACAAAACUAAAGAUAUCUACAAUUGAUGAGGUGAAACAAUGGCUGAUCUCAAAUAAAUUAGAAAAAUGUUGUCAUCAUUUUGAAAAUGUUAAUGGUGAAGGACUUUUACAACUAAAGUAUAUGCGACAUGAUGCACCAGAAUGUUAUUUCAAAAUGCUCAGUAGAAAGUUAAAACUCAGCGUUGGUGAAACACUCAACUUUACUGCAGCCCUUGAAAAGUUAUGAGCACCAACAUAAUGAUUUUUCCAGCAGCAAUGUUCUACAAACAGUGUAUUUUUGUCAAUCGUUUAUUACUAAGUGUUAAACAAAAUAUGCUAUAUUUGAUUGAUAAAAAAACCUAUCUCGCUCAAA